UUGACCUUUUGCCCGUUGGAGUCGAGCAUUUCACAAGUUAGUUUGUAAUUGUAUCCGGUUUGAAGUGGGACUGUAGUUAUACUUCAGUGCCAAGCAACCAUUCUCUAUACUGUUCAAAUGGUUUCUUAACUUCAAUGAAUCGGUGAAAUUCUCGAUUUCCCUAGUACAUAACUCCUACUUCAGAGCUUAAAAAAUUCUGAAACUUAGUUCAUGGAAGAGAUGGUUGUUGCCGGUGGAGAAUCACCGGCGGAGGAGGCUGACGAUGGUUCCUUUGAUACCAUUGUGAAGGGUACUGAAAUGGUAACGGCUGAUGAAGACAAGAGGAUGUGGCUGCUAACCCAGAUAGUUAUGAAUUCUUUUCUUCUCCGGUUUAAAAAGGACCGGAUUCCGGUCGCCCAGAAACAUGCCACGGGUUUUCUUGAUCAUGCUUCCAGAAAGAAAAGAUCCGAGAAGAAGAGAACAGAGACCAAGAAAACUGAUGCGAUUCCUGAUUCUGAUACAAAAUUUCCAGUUUUCGGGUUGAAAACAGAGGGACAGAACCAUAACUUGAAUGAGUUCAAGAUAUUUCCUUCGGUCCCAGUUAUUGGAAAAUUAUUUGAAAGGAAAAACGAUGCUGAAAAAGAAUUGGAUAAGAUUCAGAUAAACUUCAAGAACUUGAUAAAGCCGACAGGAAAACGGGUUUGUGAAGACAGAGACGGCGAAGGGGAGUUGGGUGAGCUCGAGGACUCAAAGAAGCACAAAACAACCUGCCAGGCCAACUCGACGCCACAACCACAUUCCUGAGAAAUUCAAGAAUCAUACCUAUUUUUUGCGAUCGGAAAGCGCUUUAACAACUACCGAUCACCACGGACCGAGCCCCCUCGCGAAACAUGCCAACACGACGUUAAUCUUUGUUUCCUUUUUGAAUUAAAAACUGUGAUAUUGGAUUGUGGAGAAACUGAAACAUUGGUGUUUGGUUUGGAAUUUUCUUUGAUUUUUUUGUUUCUAAUUAUUUGGGUUUUCAAUUUUAGUAUCAUUCUUACUGUGCUAAUUUAGAUUUGGAAUUGUGUGUAGUUAUGAUGGGGUUAUUUUGGUUUUUUUCUUGGAUGCAAUUAAGAAGAUGCAUAAGAAUUUAGAAAUUUUUUAUUCAUUGCUAAUGUUUAAAUUUAAAAUUUUUAACAAAUAAUUUUAUUUUUUUAUGCAUUGAGACAUUCUUUUGAGAGGCUACAUUGUUGCUUGAUGUUUCACUGUAUUAGUUUGUGCUGGUGAUGGGUGGUGGAGAGAGAAGGGAAGUGAUUUUAACAUGAAAAUCAAGAGGGUUUUCAUUU
Messenger RNA from Rubroshorea leprosula, 1307 nucleotides. The record is from the annotation of a GenBank genome assembly. Lineage: Eukaryota; Viridiplantae; Streptophyta; Magnoliopsida; Malvales; Dipterocarpaceae.